AUGGACGACUUCAACAGCGAGACAGACAGCGACUAUACAAGCUAUUGGCGAGAUUGGUUUAUAUCCUCACGAGGAAACGAGUACUUUUGCGAAAUUGACGAGGAAUACCUUACCGACCGCUUCAACCUCACGGGUCUGAAUACCGAGGUCCAAUACUACCAAUAUGCGCUGGACCUUGUAACCGACGUCUUCGACUUUGACUGCGACGAUGAUAUGCGGGAACAGAUUGAAAAAUCGGCGCGGCAUCUGUACGGUCUGGUGCACGCUAGGUACAUUGUCACGACUAGAGGUCUGGCAAAGAUGCUCGAAAAGUUCAAAAAGUCUGACUUUGGCAAAUGCCCACGCGUAAUGUGCGAAUCACAACCCCUCCUUCCAAUGGGUCAAUCCGACGUGCCCAAUGCCUCGCCCGUAAAGCUUUACUGCGCCCGUUGCGAGGACCUCUACAACCCAAAGUCCUCGCGCCAUGCCAUUAUUGACGGCGCAUACUUUGGCACCUCGUUCCACAACAUCUUGUUCCAAGUCUACCCCGCGAUGCUUCCCCCGAAAACACAGCGACGAUACGAGCCCCGUGUCUUCGGCUUCAAGGUGCACUCCGCAGCAGCGCUGGCACGGUGGCAAUCGGACAAAAAGGAGGAAAUGAAGGAUAGACUGAAGGCGCUGAAGAUGGAAACUGGAUUCGAGGAAGAGGACGAGGAAUUAGAAGACGACGAUGAUGACGAUGACAUGGAGCUUCAGGAAGGCGUUCAAGGUGCGGCUGCACAGCUGUGA
Bipolaris zeicola 26-R-13 is the source of this 768-nucleotide messenger RNA. RefSeq lists its product as uncharacterized. Gene Ontology annotation, cellular component: cytoplasm; protein kinase CK2 complex. Lineage: Eukaryota; Fungi; Ascomycota; Dothideomycetes; Pleosporales; Pleosporaceae. Gene Ontology annotation, molecular function: protein kinase regulator activity. The record is from RefSeq and is a predicted model, not a curated record. The transcript has 3 exons. The coding region runs from base 1 to 768 and encodes 255 amino acids.